AUGGGACUCUGCGCCUUAAUGGUCAGCGCUGUCUCGGCGAAAACGUGCUACAACAUGACCAUCCCCAUCACUGCUACCGCUGAAAAUGCGAAUUUCGGUGGUGUUGAAACUCCUCAGAGCAACAUGGAUGUCACCGCGUUCAUUUUGGACGCUAGUCGACAGGGUGGCAGCGGCACUGAAGACUUUUUGACCGGCUCUAAAAAUGUCUCUGGUCGGUAUGAAAUUUCGGCUCGGUAUUGCAUGCCGAGUACCGCUAGCGGCAACGCGCCUACUCUUCAGAUCCUGACCCAUGGCAUGGGCUUUGACAAGUCCUACUGGGAACUGCCUUACAACAAUUACAACUACUCCUAUGUCGACUAUGCCCUCUCCCGCGGCUACCAUACUUUUGCCUUCGACCGUCUGGGCAUUGGCAUGUCGUCCCACGGCGAUGCGAAGGAAGAGAUCCAACUUCCUCUGGAGCUUGAGUCGCUCGUCCAGCUGACCAAAAUGCUACGGAAUGGCGCUAUUCAUGCAGGCCACGGCUAUGGCCACUCUCACCAAAAGCCCGGCAAGAUCGUGCAUGUCGGCCACUCCUUCGGGUCUAUCCUGACCUACGGCCUCUCUGCCACUUAUCCCGACCUCUCUGAUGCAAUUGUCCUGACAGGCUACUCAAUGAACAGUACCUUCAUGCCCAUGUUUAUGGCAGGGGCCAACCUCCAGCAGGCCCGUUUGAACCAAUCUCCAGGUGCCUUCUCCAACUCCGGCCAGAACUACACCUCAGGAUAUCUGACGAACGCGGAUAUGGGCAACAAUCAUUACAUGUUCCUUUACCCAGGCAACUUUGAUACCAAGCUCCUCGAAUAUGCGGAGAAGAACAAGCAACCUCUUACCGUUGGUGAGCUCUUGACAGUUAGCAGUGUUCCCCCAUCCAGCAAGUUCACCGGCCCCGUUCUCAUUGCCACCGGCUCCAACGAUGUACCUUUCUGUGGAGGUGACUGUCUCAACACUGGUGGCACCCAUAUUUCCAUCCCCGCCGCUGCGAAGCCCGCAUUCCCCUCUUCCAGGGCAUUCUCCGUUGUGAUUCAACCCGACACAGCCCACGGCCUCAACUUACAUUACAACGCCACCGCUGGCUACAAGGAGAUUGCGGACUUCUUGCAUAAAAAUGGCUUGAUCAAGGAGAGUGAGGGAGUGAAGGUAGAGAUAUCGGUAUAA
Penicillium atrosanguineum is the source of this 1194-nucleotide messenger RNA. RefSeq names its product alpha/beta hydrolase. The transcript is spliced from 2 exons. The record is from RefSeq and is a predicted model, not a curated record. Bases 1 to 1194 code for a protein of 397 amino acids. NCBI's taxonomy places the organism in Eukaryota, Fungi, Ascomycota, Eurotiomycetes, Eurotiales, Aspergillaceae.